This is a messenger RNA of Pelodiscus sinensis (Chinese soft-shelled turtle), 2292 nucleotides long. The record is from RefSeq and is a predicted model, not a curated record. Lineage: Eukaryota; Metazoa; Chordata; Testudines; Trionychidae.
GGAGCGGGGCGAGACGGCAGCUUCUUGGUGCGGGACAGCGAGAGUGUGUCGGGCGCCUACGCCCUCUGCGUGCUGUUCCAGAAGCACGUCCACACCUACCGGAUCCUGCCAGACGAGGACGACUUCCUGGCUGUGCAGACGUCCCAGGGAGUCCAGGUGAGACGCUUCAAGACCGGGAUACCAGGGAGAACGAACCGUGCCCGCAUUGUGGGGACAGAGGAGACCCCGGCCUACGCGCCCCUGAUCCUGCACCCCGCUGUGCGCCCUGCCGGCCAGACAGGAGAACAGGAGCUGGAGAGCCUGGUGCUGAAGCUGUCGGUCCUGAAGGACUUCCUGUCCAGCAUCGAGAAGAAGGCUCUGAAAGCUCUCCAGGACAUGAGCUCCACCGCGCAGUCUGCCCCGGCCCAGCCCUCCUGCCGCAAAGCCAAGAGCAUUCCCGUGCAGGCUUUCGAGGUGAAGCUGGACGUCACCUUGGGGGACCUGACCAAGAUCGGCAAGUCGCAGAAGUACACGCUGAGCGUGGACGUGGAGGGCGGGAAGCUGGUGGUGCUGAAGAAACAGAAAGACUCCCAGGAGGACUGGAACACGUUUACGCACGAGAAGAUCCGACAGCUGAUCAAGUCCCAGCGGGUGCAGAAUAAGCUGGGGAUCGUCUUCGAGAAGGAGAAGGAUAAGACUCAGCGGAAAGAUUUUGUCUUCGUCAGCGCCAGGAAGCGGGAAGCAUUCUGCCAGCUGCUCCAGCUGAUGAAAAACAAACAUUCCAAGCAGGACGAGCCCGACAUGAUCUCCAUCUUCAUCGGCACGUGGAACAUGGGAAGCAUCCCGCCGCCCAAGAACAUCACGUCCUGGUUCACGUCGAAGGGCCUGGGGAAGACCCUGGAUGAGAUGACAGUCACCAUCCCCCACGACAUCUACGUCUUCGGCACCCAGGAGAACUCGAUGGGGGACAAGGAGUGGGUCGACUUCCUGCGGGGCGUGCUGAAAGAGUUCACGGAGAUCGAGUACCGCCCGAUCGCCAUGCAGUCCUUGUGGAACAUUAAGAUUGCCGUCCUGGUGAAACCGGAGCAUGAGAACCGCAUCAGCCACGUCAGCACCUCGAGCGUGAAGACCGGGAUCGCCAACACGCUGGGCAAUAAAGGGGCCGUGGGUGUCUCCUUCAUGUUCAAUGGCACCUCCUUCGGCUUCGUCAAUUGUCACCUGACCUCCGGCAACGAGAAGACAGCCAGGCGGAACCAGAACUACCUGGACAUCCUGCGCUUGCUGUCCCUGGGCGACAAGCAGCUCAGCUCCUUCGACAUCUCGCUCCGCUUCACCCACCUCUUCUGGUUCGGGGACCUCAACUAUCGCCUGGACAUGGACAUCCAGGAGAUCCUCAACUACAUCAGCCACAGGGAGUUCGAGCCGCUGCUCAAGGUCGAUCAGGGGACAUGCUACCCCUCAGGCCUGAUGGGCUGCUGGUCAGACCCCUGCUCCCGCUCAGCCCCCUCCCAGCCCCCCGCACCCUGGCUAGCUCACCCGUGGGGCCUGCUGUUGGCAGGAUGCACCGACGACAUCGUGACCAGCGACCACUCCCCUGUCUUCGGAGCCUUCGAAGUCGGGGUGACCUCCCAGUUUGUCUCCAAGAAAGGGCUCUCCAAGUCCUCAGACCAGGCCUACAUUGAGUUUGAGAGCAUCGAAGCCAUCGUGAAGACGGCCAGCAGGACCAAGUUCUUUAUCGAGUUCUACUCCACCUGCCUGGAAGAGUUCAAGAAGAGCUUCGAGAACGACAUGCAGAGCAGCGACAACAUCAACUUCCUGAAGGUCCAGUGGUCGUCGAGGCAGCUGCCCACGCUGAAACCGAUUCUGUCUGAAAUUGAGUACCUCCAGGACCAGCACCUGCUGCUCACCGUCAAGUCCGUGGAUGGCUACGAAUCCUACGGCGAGUGCGUGAUCGCGCUGAAGUCCAUGAUCGGCAGCACCGCCCAGCAGUUCCUCACCUUCCUGUCCCACCGCGGGGAGGAAACGGGCAACAUCCGGGGUUCCAUGAAGGUCCGGGCCAGGACUCCUGGGUUCCAUUUGGGGCUUCUUCCACGGACUUGUGUGGAAUUAACACCCCCCGCUGAGCUCCUGUCCUCUCCCCCCUCCAGUGACAUCACGGACGAGGACCUGGAGGAGGCCGGGGUGCUGGAUCCCAACCACAAGCGCCUCUUGGCCUCUCCUGAACCUUACACGUUUUUGAUUGGGAAUUCACUUCUCCCUGGGAGAGGAGGAAACCUUUCUCCUCGCUGUGUGAAGGCUGACUAUGGACUGUGA